Molecule: messenger RNA, 1200 nt
Organism: Auanema sp. JU1783
Lineage: Eukaryota; Metazoa; Nematoda; Chromadorea; Rhabditida; Rhabditidae
Source: the annotation of a GenBank genome assembly
AUGGAAGGAAUCGAUGAUUUGGAUUAUAAUGAGGAAAAUAAUGAGCAGGAAACUGUACACCACCCACAAUCAAAUAAAAUAACUUUUUCGGAAGAUGCAACUCAACGAUCGCCGAAUUCAACUUUUGAUGAAGAGGAUGUCAAACUUUCUUCGGCCGAAAGGAGAGCAAAGAGGUUCGGAAUCGAACCAACCGUGAAAAUUGAGGUAACAAAAGAAGAUUGGGAAGCUUUGUGUUCAGACUUACGCAUUCAAUCUGGCUUACAUUCAGCACGAUGUGUGGUUGUUAAGGGAGUAGAUGGGAUGACCAAGUUUACAGUAGAAAAAAUUUUUGCAGCGUUCCAACCUUAUAGAGUAGAGUUAGUGGAUGAUGUGACUGCAGUUGUAAUGUUCACUAGUAAAGUCGAAUCAGGGGCGAUGUUCAUUGAAAUGACAAAAAGUCUCAGGAGAAUUAAACGACAUCGCCCUGCUGACGAAGACGGGGAAGUGUUAUCCUCUGAUGAUGAGGAUGGACAAUUAAAAGACGAAGCUGGAGAUGAUGUAGCAGUCGUCAUGAACACUGAUGCUUCAGAUAACCGAACAAGUCGCGCUGACGUUGUUGAAGUAGACGUCAGAGAUGUAAAUAUACCUGACGGGCGUUGGAGAGUUGUAACGAAACAUGUACCAGAACAUCGUUUCCUUCUAGCGCGAUACGCUACUGUACAGGAGGUUCACGAUUACCGUAAAAACAGAAACUUAGCAACUGUUGAUGAAACUAAAAAACGUAAGGCAGAUGGAACGUUAGAGGAUACAGAAGGGUAUACUUAUAACUGGAACACUGACGACAAAGUCAGACCCGGAUUGAAUAUCUUUGAUGACGAUGGCAAUGAGUUGGAAUGGGAUUAUGAGCAUGAUACUCGUUUCUACAAUGGUGAAGCAUUGCCCGAUGAUGAGAAGGUGAAGCCAGAAGACCAGGAAGGAGCCCCAGUAGCUGUUAAAACGAGAGGAAGAGGAGCUAAGAAAGGGCGAUUUUUGUAUGAAAUGGGUGGUGGGUCUACCCUUGCUUCGGAUUCUAUAAACGAUACCAGCAGUAUUGCGGCUACUCAGGAUGAUCGUGACUCCGAUGUAGAAUCUGAACCUGAUCAUGAUCCAACACCAACGUUACAGCCAUGGGAUAGAGCCUCAAGACUUGGAGGUCGACUUCAAACGAGGAGCAAGUGGUAA